AUGGUUGAACAUCUGGUACCGCCAUUAGAACAGCAAUCCCAAGCGCAAAACCUACGAGAAGAUGCGCUCAGGCGACUCUCCCGGUCCCCUCACCCAUACCACCGACAACGAUUCGAAUUGCUGCAUGCAUCCGAAAGACUCGAGACCGAUGCUCCCCACGGACUAUCCCCUUCGAGUUCGAAUCGGAAUACAGACGAUGAGGGGCAGCAAGGGGCGCGGUUUUCGCCCGAAAGAUAUCGAGAGUCCACGAAUAGCGAUAGUGGCACCGAGGCUGAUGAUGAGCAUUUUCUGAAGGGUUUACCAGCUCCAAAGCUCCGGGCCCGCAAGGGCCUCCGAGGCGCAGAUGUCAAUCUCUCUAGAUCACCGAGUCCUCUUCCAUCCCCAGCAAUACAGAGCAUUGAUUCCACCAAGAAACUACAAGGCUAUCUGCGGAGUUUGGAUCGGCCAGCAUCAGGCUUGAAAGAGGAUGCUGUACGGAGGGUCGCAGAUAAGCUUCGACAGAAGCGCAGGGACGAGAUUGCAAGGAGAUUACUGGAGGCAGCGCUUUUGGGAGGCAUUGCUGGGAUAAUCUGUUUAAACCCCGAAGCAAGGCAGCUCAUAUGGCUUUGGAGAAGGGCUAGGGUCCCGAAGUGGCGCUUUAGACGUCCUAAGAUUUCAAGCCUGAGCAAGAAGUCUGGUCUCUUUGGGAAGCUUGGCGGCACCUACUUUGUUCCAAACGGCGCCCUUAGCGAUUCGAGCGACGAGGACACCAUAGGGAGAUGGGCCACACGUUCAUUCUCGUCCAAACUCCAGCUGAAAACCCAAAUCUCACCAGCAAAUGAGGAAGCAUGCGAGAAUUGGUCAAUAUCAGCCAUUGAACCUAAGAUGGAGCAUAAAUCUAGAAACAGCUUUGCAUGUGCGGAGCCCAACACCACGUUCAAUGUACAACGAAGACAUACGAUGUCAGCCGUUGCCGAUACUCCCAUCAAGUCUAACAAAAUGACCCGAUCAGGCCGCAGAAAGAGAACUGCAUCGUCAAGUAUCCAGUCAUUUUUCUCCCUGACACAAACGCAAGCAACUGCGCGAAAGUGGUUAUACGCAGGAUGGGUCUAUACCUGCAUACUAGUUAUAAUUUUGGGUCCCGUCAGGGAAUAUGUUGGGAUAUUCGCUCUCUAUGGAAACGAGCCGGUAGGAUGGGCCCUAGGCUAUCUCUUUGGAGAUCUUCCCUGGUUCAGGAUGGAGGUUGUAAAGGCCAACCUUCAGCGAUGGAUCUGCCUCCCGCCACGGAGUGGCGACGAGAACCAAGAGUCCUGCCACUUGGGUUGGGUUGAGCAUCUAAGGCAUGCUUCGUUCGGAGAAGCUAAUACUCGCUUGAUCCUUUGUGCAUACUGGUUGGCGAUCAUCGUGGUUGGUCUAGCGAUCGUUUUCCGCCUCUCUACCAUCUAUGAAGUUGAUACUCGACGGAAGGUCUUCCAUUUCAUGAUGGUAGCCAUGCUUCUUCCCGCCACCUACGUGGACCCAACAUUUGCAUCACUCGCACUGGGAUUGAUGCUUGCCACUUUCUUAUUGCUCGACUUAUUUCGGGCAUCUCAACUUCCGCCGCUGUCAAAAUCUUUGGCGUAUUUUUUAACUCCUUAUGUCGAUGGGAGGGAUCUCAAAGGACCCGUCGUCAUUUCACAUAUUUUUCUUCUCAUCGGGUGCGCCAUUCCGCUCUGGCUCUCACUGGGAACCCUCCCAAGGACUGGCAAAGGUUAUCUUCUUGGUUGGGAGGUUGCCACUAGGGAAGUCAGCAUGGUCAGCGGCGUCAUCUGUGUUGGUUUAGGGGACGCUGCAGCGUCUUUAAUAGGGCGACGCUUCGGCCGUCACAAAUGGAUUUGGGGGGGCGGCAAAAGCAUUGAGGGCAGCGUAGCUUUUGCUUCCGCAGUGAGUAUGGCGUUGGUACUGGCAAAAGCAUGGCUUAGAAUUGGAGGCUGGCCCGGGAAUAAUGAUAAUACCUGGGCCUUAACGGUUGGGAAGGCGGGCGUUGCUGCGACUGUGGCUAGUCUUACGGAGGCAGUGCUCACUGGUGGGAAUGACAAUGUUGUUGUCCCCAUUGUGCUUUGGCUUUGUGUUAAAGGGUUAGACAUUUAG
This is a messenger RNA of Venustampulla echinocandica, 2109 nucleotides long. RefSeq lists its product as uncharacterized. The transcript has 2 exons. Gene Ontology annotation, cellular component: endoplasmic reticulum membrane. The record is from RefSeq and is a predicted model, not a curated record. Bases 1 to 2109 code for a protein of 702 amino acids. Gene Ontology annotation, molecular function: dolichol kinase activity. Lineage: Eukaryota; Fungi; Ascomycota; Leotiomycetes; Helotiales; Pleuroascaceae. Gene Ontology annotation, biological process: dolichyl monophosphate biosynthetic process.